CCUAAUUAGUAUCUAAACAUUCGAUGUAACGGGUGCUAAAAAUAAGUCGGUGGAACCAAACCAGGCCUGAGUCGAUCCUUGAGAAGUAGCCAGAAAAACACCUUAUGCUCAUUCGGCAUUUUGAUCUCCAUAUCCAUAGGAAGGCUGGAUGAACCUCUCUGUGUCCAAUGAGAGCUUUAUAUGCCUUUGAUGCUGAGAAGUUAUGAUUACCCCAUAUGUAUUGCCAUUGAUCUUUGUCAGUCGAGGGCUGAUUACUUAGUAAUAUCUCCUCCAGUUCCUGAAAUUGCUGAUGCGCCUGAGUUGAGAGAGAGGUCAGUCCAGAAGAGGACAGUGGAGCCGUCUGCAAUAACAGCAGAAGCAAGUCCUUUGAAGGAGUCAAGGAGCUUGACAAUGCCUCUCCACCAAAAGGAUCCCUUUUUGAAUUGUCCAGGCAGUUUACCAUUGGAAUAGUAAUUUUCCCAUAAUAAGUGGACCCAAGGGAUAUCAGCCCUGUUGAAAAAUUUGUGUAAGAACUUGAGUAGAAGAGCAUCAUUGUGGACUGAGAGGUUUAUGACUCCUAGUCCUCCUUCCUUCUUUGGUACACAGACCAUAGGCCAAGCAGCUUUGGCCGGCUUCUUUGAGUUUAAAUCUGCUCCACUCCAUAGGCAAUGUUUCCUGUAUUUAUCUAUAUGCUUGAUGACUCUUUUGUGUAGCUUCAUGGUUGAAAUGUAGAAAACUGCAGAUGCUGAAAGCACUGAGUUGACCAUUUCCAAUUUUCCUCCUUGGGUGAGGAAUGUCGAGGUGCAUAGGUUCCUCUUCAACACAAGCAGGUGAUAAGGUUCUGACCUACAAGUUCCGAUGACAAUCUGCAGCAGUGAUGAGAUCAUUGAUGAGUUUGAGUUGCUAACGCGUGAUGCUGGACGCGUGCAGCAGGAUACGCUGAGAAAGAUUCUUGAACUAAAUGCUGAUGCUGAGUAUCUGAAUCGCUUCAAUCUUGAAAGGAGAACAGAUUCCAAGAGCUUCAAAUCCUGCAUUCCUCUAUGUGUGCAUAGUGACAUAGAGUCCUACAUCCAAAGGAUAGUUGAUGGAGACAACUCACUGGUGCUAACUGGGAAGCCCAUCACUUCCCUCUCCGUAAGUUCUGGUACGACACAGGGAAAACCAAAGUUUUUGCCAUUCAAUGAUGAAUUGCUUGAGAGUACAAUUCAAAUAUUCCGAACCUCAUAUGCUUUUAGAAACCGUAAAUAUCCUAUUGGUAAUGGAAAAGCUCUGCAGUUUGUUUAUGGGAGCAAACAAGUCUUUACGCAAGGGGGCAUUCUUGCUACAACUGCGACAACAAAUUUGUACAGGAGUUGGCGUUUCAAGGAAGCGAUGAAGGAUAUCAUGUCUCAGUGCUGCAGUCCUGAUGAAGUCAUCUUUGGUCCCGACUUCCAUCAGUCUUUAUACUGCCAUCUAUUAUGCGGGUUAAUCUACUCAGAUGAAGUUCAGUUUGUUUUCUCACCAUUUGCACACAGUCUUGUCCAUGCAUUCCAUACCCUCGAGGAGGUAUGGGAAGAUUUAUGUGCUGAUAUAAGAGAUGGUGUUCUCUCAAAGCAAGUCACCGCACCAUCUAUCCGUCAAGCUGUUUCAAAAAUCUUGAGACCAAAUCCUGAGCUUGCUAGUUCAAUUUACAGCAAGUGCCACAAUUUGAGUAAUUGGUAUGGGGUAAUCCCAGCAUUGUGGCCAAAUGCAAAGUACAUCUAUGGUAUAAUGACAGGGUCCAUGGAGCCAUACCUAAAGAAAUUGAGACAUUAUGCUGGACACUUACCACUGAUGAGUGCUGACUACGGUGCAUCUGAAGGAUGGGUUGGCUCUAAUGUAAACCCGACGCUGCCGCCUGAGGAGGUGACAUACGCUGUUCUUCCGAAUAUUGCUUAUUUUGAGUUCAUUCCUCUGGAAAAACCGAAAGGGGAGGAAAUGGAGAACAGCUCCUCUAUUCACUACAUAGAGUCAGAACCUGUUGGCUUAACUGAAGUCCAGGUUGGCAAAAUCUACGAAGUUGUAAUAACCAACUUUGCAGGUCUAUACCGAUACAGACUGGGAGAUAUUGUGAAGAUAGCGGGCUUCCACAACUCAACACCAGAGCUCAAGUUCAUAUGUCGCAGAAGCCUAGUCCUGAGCAUCAACAUCGACAAGAACACGGAGAAAGACCUGCAGCUAGCCGUCGAAGAGGCAGAGAAGCUCUUGGCCGAAGAGAAGCUCGAGGUGGUGGACUUCACGAGCCUCGUGGACAGAUCCAGCGACCCGGGGCACUACGUCAUCUUCUGGGAGCUGAGCUCUGGUAACGCCAGCGAGGAGGUCCUGAGCAGCUGCGCGAACAGCAUGGACCUGGCCUUUGUGGACGCGGGGUACGUCGGCUCGAGGAAGAUCAAGACCAUUGGAGCCCUCGAGCUCCGUGUCCUCCGGAAGGGCACCUUUGGGCAGGUCAUGAACCACUACCUGAGCCUCGGUGGCGCCGUGAGCCAGUUCAAGACGCCGCGGUUCGUGAGCCAGUCCAACAGCAAGGUGCUGCAGAUACUGAACAGGAACGUCACCCAGAGCUACUUCAGCUCUGCAUAUGGGAUCUGAUCGUUGCUGUCCACACAAGCUUACUGAUAGCUGAAAUGCAGUUAUCUUCUUAUCAUCGUCUUAGAUCCUUUUACUUUGAUCACUUCAUCUAGUCUACUGAAAGUGUUUGGUGUACGAUCCGUCAUGUUGAGGGUAGCGCAACUGUAUAUUGCUAGUAGCUCUUAUAUGUAAAUAUAGCUGUUUGACAGUGUGUAUAGUAAUGUAGCUGUGAUGUAAGGUUGCUGCACUCCUAGCACUGCAUUUAGCAGCCGUUAUCCACUCGAGAAAAUUCAGAAAAA
Setaria italica (foxtail millet) is the source of this 2864-nucleotide messenger RNA. Its product is annotated as jasmonic acid-amido synthetase JAR1. Gene Ontology annotation, molecular function: acid-amino acid ligase activity. Bases 838 to 2586 code for a protein of 582 amino acids. The record is from RefSeq and is a predicted model, not a curated record. Lineage: Eukaryota; Viridiplantae; Streptophyta; Magnoliopsida; Poales; Poaceae. The transcript is spliced from 6 exons. Gene Ontology annotation, cellular component: cytoplasm.